Molecule: messenger RNA, 1092 nt
Organism: Fulmarus glacialis (Northern fulmar)
Lineage: Eukaryota; Metazoa; Chordata; Aves; Procellariiformes; Procellariidae
Product: sulfotransferase 1C1-like
Exons: 7
Coding region: 9-917 (302 amino acids)
Biological process (GO): sulfation
Cellular component (GO): cytoplasm
Molecular function (GO): sulfotransferase activity
Source: RefSeq, a predicted model, not a curated record
UGGAUAAAAUGGAAGAUUUGAGUCUGAAACAGACAGUGCUCCGAGCUGAGAUAGGUGAAGUGGAAGGUAUUCCCCUCACAAAAACACUAUGCAGCACGUGGGACCAAGUGUGGAAUUUCAAAGCCAGAUCUGACGAUCUGCUCAUCGCAACCUAUGCAAAAGCAGGUACCACAUGGACACAGGAGAUAGUGGAUAUGAUUCAACAAAAUGGAGAUGUUGAGAAGUGUAGACGUGCCACUACUUACAGACGCCAUCCUUUCCUUGAGUGGUCUAUCCAAGAGCCUUCAGCUACGAGUUACUCAGGCCUGGAAUUAGCCGAAGCUAUGCCUUCUCCACGAACAAUAAAAACUCAUCUCCCUGUGCAGCUGGUGCCUCCCUCCUUCUGGGAACAAAACUGUAAGAUAAUCUAUGUGGCGAGAAAUGCAAAAGACAACCUGGUGUCAUACUACCAUUUCCACAGAAUGAAUAAAGGAAUGCCUGACCCAGGAACCUGGGAGGAGUUCAUGGAGAAAUUCAUGACUGGAAAAGUGCUCUGGGGUUCCUGGUAUGACCAUGUAAAAGGAUGGUGGAAGGCAAAAGAUAAGCACCGUAUUCUCUACCUCUUCUAUGAAGAUAUGAAGGAGAAUCCAAAGCAAGAAAUUCAGAAGAUUCUGAAGUUCCUGGAGAAGGAUGUGAAUCAGGAGGUUCUUAACAAGAUAUUGCAUAACACCUCGUUUGAGAUAAUGAAGGAAAAUCCCAUGACAAACUACACUAACGAGUUUCAGGGAAUAAUGGAUCAUUCCAUUUCCCCAUUCAUGAGAAAAGGGGUUGUUGGGGACUGGAAGAAUUAUUUCACUGUGGCACAGAAUAAGAAAUUUGAUGAAGAUUAUAAGAAGAAAAUGGCCGAUACCUCUCUUGUGUUUCGCACGGAAUUGUGAUUAUUAGCAAUGGGAAUUAUUCUCUAUGAUCUUCAGCCUUUUCCAUUUUAUAUAUUUUGCUUUUCCUUCACAAAAUGCUUGUUCCCUAAGAUUUCAAUCUCUCUCUUUCACGCACCACUGAUUUUUCAUUAUUGUGAGAGUGCCCAAAUUAUAUGGAAGCUUAGGCUGGUCUCCC